AUGGUCAUGCAACACAUUAUGAACUGGAUGCGCGGCAAAGAACCCGCUGGCAAUCUCUAUCUUAACAAAAUCUUGAAAUUAGAAGGUGCUGCAAUUGAGGUUGAUAAGAACCGAAUUGUUUUUACAACGGCCAAAGAGAAGGAAGAUAUCGGUCUAGAUGAACUCGAGUAUAUCGAUUUUACCAAAACAACAACUAAAGAACCAGCUUUGAGUUUAACAACCAAAGAUAACAAAUGGACUUUUGUUUUCCGAUUGGGUCUACCAGGAACUAUCUUACGGUUUUAUGGACAAAUAAUCAAGUACAUUCCUAUCGUUAAUAAGUGGGAAGUUCUUUAUGCUUGUGAUCCAGUUGAUUUUCGUAAGUACAAUUAUAGUACUGAUUCUUAUGAAGUAAUUGAUAGUCAGGCAGGAGCUAUACUGGUUAAAAGUAAAAUAGGUGUGUUUAUUCGGAUAGGUAAUCAGUAUAAUAUAUAUCGUAAGGGUGAUUUGAUUCAAGGUAAUUCUGAUUUCUAUAUUGACCAGGGCACGAAGAGUUUCUCUUGGGUUGUAGCUCGUGAAGAUAGGGAGGGAGAUAUUUUCCGAAUUAUCUUUGGAUCUUUACCUUCGUUAUUUGCUUUCUUCUCGGCUUAUCUGGCCGUCGGUAAGGAAAAGGAGUCUAAGGAGGAGAAAGAGUACUUUGAGAAGAUGGAGAUAGAGAACUACAACGAAAUGGACUUGGGAUCGGAAGAGGAGGAAGAGUUAAGUAGUGAGAGUCAGUCGAGUAUUGAAGAGGUUUCUAGUGAUGAGGGGCGGUAUAGUAAGAUCAGGAGUAAAGCCGUACGUAAGACAGAAGAGAGUGUAGCUGGUAAUGUCUUUGGAGGGAAGAACCGAGAGAAGAAUAAGGCUUUAGCCGUAAGUCGGGAUGGUGCUUUGAUUUCCAAAGGAUCUUCAAUUGGACUGUUUAGGAGUACAGGUAAUGAUUUGGAAUUUGCCGGAUCGAUUUCUAACUUAGCUGCUAAGGGUAAGAAGAUUGUUCCACAAAAAAUGUUGAUUGCUGAUAAUAGUUCAGUAAUUGUCUCCAAUCAUAAUGAUACGCAAAACCUCUACAAGAUUGAUUUGAAUACGGAAAAGGUGGCUGAAACUUGGGAUACUGGUGUGAAAACUCGUGACUUCUUUGCGGCAGCCAAGACAGCAGAUGGAUUUACUCAGAACAACGAGUUCCUAGGUGUAUCCAGCAAUGCGAUUUUCCGUCUUGAUCCUCGAGCGGCCAAAGUUAUGGAAGGCAAGACCUAUAAAACAGAUACGAAAUUCUCAUCGGGUGAUGCGAGUUCAAGAGGUGAAUUUGCCUUGGGAUCCGAUACGGGUGAUAUUCGUCUUUAUGAUAGUAUUGAAAAACGGGCUAAAACACUUCUGCCAGGACUGGGAGAUCCUAUUCUAGGCGUCUUUAUUUCACCGAGUGGCAAGUACGUGGUGUGCACCUGCAAGACAUACCUCAUGCUAGUUACAGCUGAAGCUAAUGGCGUAAGUGGAUUCAAAAAGAGUCUGGGCAAGGAGAAACCCGUGCCUAAGAAGCUAAUUAUUCGACCGGAACAUUUGCAUUUAUUCGGAGGCGAAGCUAACUUCACUAAUGCUAGUAUUAGUACGGAUGCUGAGGAGAAGUUCGUAAUUGUCAGUACGCGAGAAUGGGUUAUUGUUUGGGACAUGCAAAAGGUGCUUAAGGGCAGUGUUUUCUCCUACCAGAUUCGCCAGAAUGAGCACAACAUUGUUUCUAACAGUUUUGUACCCGGGGACAGUGAUAAGAUCAUAGUGGCCAUGGAUGAUGACAUCCAAAUGGUCGCCCGACACACUCUCAAACGACCCGAGAAAUUGCACAAAUCAACACGCAAGCACUAA
Nematocida homosporus is the source of this 1872-nucleotide messenger RNA. RefSeq lists its product as uncharacterized. Gene Ontology annotation, cellular component: cytoplasm; nucleus. Gene Ontology annotation, molecular function: protein binding. The transcript has a single exon. The record is from RefSeq and is a predicted model, not a curated record. The coding region runs from base 1 to 1872 and encodes 623 amino acids. Lineage: Eukaryota; Fungi; Microsporidia.